CAUGUCCUUCCCUCUGUCUGGAGUGCUUUUCCUCCUCUUUGUCCAUCUGGAGAACUCCUACUCAGUCUUCAAGAGCAGUUCAAGGCUCUGGGCAGGAGUCAGAAGACACAAAUUCUAGUCCUGGCCUUAACUUGAACAUACUAAUCUGUGAACUGAGGGGGUCAGACUAGAUAAUUUUGCAAAUCUUUUCCAACUCUGCCUUUCACAAAUUCAUUUCUUCGUUCCACAAACAUUUCCUGAACACUCACUCCAUGCCUGGGGAGUCAGGAAAGGCUCAGCUGAAUCUUGCAGGAUUCAGCAGGCCAGCGGUGCUGUGGGAGCACCAAAGAACUUCCUCACCCAAAGGGGAGCAACAGCUUCCCAGAGCAGGGGCGUUUGAGUAGGAGUUUGAUGGGGAUGGGCAGCUAUGGGAGCCCCUUUGUGCUUGAGUUUCCUAUCAGCAGAGUAGGAAGAUUAUGUCUUAGUUUUGGGAUUUCUAUUAGAGGCAAUAAGAUGCAGCUAUCUUGGGCUUAGCACCAAGUGGGGGAUUAGUGAAUUUUUACUGUAUUUGAGUGGAGGAAGAAGGUACCGCUAGGGGCUGAGGAUCUGUGUCCUGAUUUGGGUUUCCCUUCCCCUUCCUUCUUCUAGUUUUGCCUUAAUCUCCACUUAAGCGCUUCUGGGCCUUAAGGUUUGGUUCCCUAGGGGAGGUAGGUGCGGUGAGAGGCAGCUGGUCCCAGGGACUUCCUCAGUAACAGGAACCCCAUGUGUGUUGCACUAGCCCGAUGCCAGCAACAGGUGGACAUGUCAUUUCAUUUAAUUCUCACGAGGAGCGCCCAUCUCCAUUGCCUUAUCUCAUGAGGAGUGCCCAUCACAAGGCUCAGGCGGUGAAGUGGCCUUGUCCAGACCCACAUGGCCGACAGGAGUGGAGCCCAUGCCCUUCUGUUGCUAAGGCGCUCCCUGAUAGAGAGCUCACUGCAGGCCGAGCUGCCCCUCUAGCUGGCCAUUUGCUGAACCAGCGGUGUAAAUUGUGCCUCACCAGGGCCUCCUCACUCAGGACACGAAGAGGCCAGGGGCCCACUCUCUCCUUUAUUCUUCCCUCACACAGCUCCAAUGUGGCUGAGCACACAGAAGGGGCUUUAGGGGCUUAUCUGGCUCAACAUUCUUAGAAGAACAACAACAACAAAUCGAGACUCAGAUGGGCCAGGAUGUGGCCAAGGCCACACAGAAAACCAGGUGGUGGAGCUGGGGCUGCCCAGGAUCCCAAGUUGCAGAGGAUGAGGUGGGACUCUCUAGGCCCUGUCUGUUCUUCCUCCCUCUCUUGUCCAUCCAGCUCAUCCUCUCCAUCCCAACACGUCUCUCUGUCCAGACCAGGCUUGUGAGGCCUUGCCUGUACCGUUGCACAGCCUCAGAGAGCUCCUCACCGGUCCAUCCAUAAACCUGCCCAUGCCACUCUCCUGCUCUUCAACGGCUCCUCAUCUUCCCUAAGAUCCUAAGAUAAGGAUCCCUCUCCCUAACUAGGCUUUCAAGUCCCUUCUUGGCCUGGACUGCCCACCUGCAUCACUCCCUGUCCCCAACACCCACCAGACGCUCUAGCCAGCUUGGUGGAGGUCACCACAUGGGCUCUUUUGCACCUGGGCCUUUGUACAUGCUGACCUCCUUGCUUAUAUCACUCUCUCCCUUUUGCCUGAUGUUCACCCUUUAUGGCUAAAUAAGGCAUCACUUCUUCUGGGAAGCCUUGUUGGCCCAGGCAAGGUUAGGUCUCCUCGUGGCCCCUGUGGACUCUGGUUUCCCUCCAUCACACCUCUGAUGACACUGGGAUUAUAAUACUCAGUUUACCCCUAUGUCUAUUACAUCCAUGCCAGCACUGCCUGAUAGAAAUAUAACGUGAGCCAUAAAUGCAAGCUGCGUACGUAAUAUGAAAUUUUCUAGAAGCCAGGUUAAAAAAAUAAAAUGUGACAGGUAAAAUUAAUUUUAGUAGCUUAUUUUAUUUAGCUAGUUUAUCCAACAUACAUAAUUAAUAUAAAAAUAAAUGAGAUGUUGUGUGAGAUACCCUAAAUAUUCGUGAUAUUCUACAUCCUCUUUUGUACUAGUCUGUGGAAUCCAUAUAUACUACGGAUUACACUUCUAGCACCUCUCAAUUCAUUCUAGCCACGUUUCAAGUGCUCAGUAGCCACAUACAGCCACUACUUUGGACGGUGCAGGUGUGAGCUUCUUAAGGGCGGGAGCCCAACCCGAGUGCUCUGUCUGGGUCCUUAGUGCUCAGCUGUGCUUGGCCCAGUGAAGGGGCCACGUAGCAUUGUGGUUAAGGCCCUGGGCUGGGAGCUCGGCUUCACCAUUUAACAGCUGUGUUACAUUGGCCGAUCCCAUUGGGCCUCAGCUCCCUCAUCUAUAAAGUGAUGGUGAUAACAUUUUCAAUAUGGUUCAUACUGUUAAUAUAAACAGAUACAGUUUUAUAGGUCUUCACGGAUACACACCGAAGGGGAGGGAGGAAAAAUCGCUGGUCUGGUGAGUGCACAGGAUAUGUGGGGAGGAACCUUCUCCCUGGCCUCCUGCCCUGGUUGAUUUGGGGACUGUGCCCACACUCCCCCCUCCCAGAGCCCUGGUCCGCAGUGGGGUCACACACUGGUCUAAUGCUGGUGGCUCCGGGGACUGAAGGCUUUUGAGCUAGUGAGGGGGGAAGGGGAGGGGAGGAGUUACAGUGUGCAUGGGGAUGAUGGUCUGUAGACUGGCUGAGGAUUCAUUGCCCGUUUGGUCAGGGGAUGGGGAAGCAGGGGUGUGGUAGGGUGGGCAUAGGGCCAGGCUGUGGCAAGUGAUCCUUACUGCUGCCAACCGACCCCUGCGGCCCGGGAGCUGUGCGUGUGCUAGUAGGCCCCCUGGUUUUCUGCCGGGCCAGCAGCUGGGGUCUGAGUCUGCUUAGACCUCGUAGACCUAUAUGGAGUCAGAUAAGCCUGGCUGCUGCCCCUCUUCUCUCUCCUCACACAUCUCUUUCUCUGUCUCUCUCUCUCUUUAUGGCUUACCAGGGCUCACCCAGUCUGGGGUGGAGGGAGGGGCAGUAGUUAUUGAAUUGGGCUCUGCUGCCCCCUCUAGACUGAGAGCAGGGAACUUUGCCACCUCACUUGUGUCCCCUGUGCUGGCACAGGGCUGAGGGCAGACAAGACCUCAUCUUGGAGAGCUGGCUGAGCCAAUGAGUGAGGCAAAGCAGUGUCUGAAAUACUGCAAUGGCCACAGGGCAGCAGGAAUUCGUAGGAGGCUGGAGUCUGUAAAUCUGCGCGGAGGUGGGCCUGGGACCGGACUGAAAAGCACAAGCAGGAUCUGGACAAGAGAAGAGGAAGAAGCAGGGGGUUGUGGGGUGGGCAGUGCCCAUGGAUCAGAUAUUAGUGGUAGGAAGAGCUAACAUUUAUUGAGCACUUAGGGUAUACAGUAUGUGCAUCUCACUGACUCUCAUGGUGUCUCCACGAGGGUGGACAGGUGAGGAAGCUGAGGUUUGGUGGGUGACAAAACUUGCUCAGGGUCAUACAACUGAGAGCCAGAGCCGACCGCAGCCCUGGCUAGUUGGCUCCAGUGCCUGCCUUCCUAACCGGACAUCGGCAGUGGUGGCCAGCUCCCAAUUUACCCAGGCCCAGCAUCUUCUAGCCGUGUGGGGUGUGGUCCCCGAUCUAGUGCCUUGGAGAGAGCCUCAGACUGGGGCAGGGGUCCCCUGGGGCUGAGUGCCUGCCACGUACCUGCACUUGUAAUUGCUGCAGCAGUGACAGCAGCACCGCAUCACCCAGGAGGUAUCAGGUGCUUCACAUCUGUCACCUUGCUGACUGCUCCCGGAUGCUGUGGGUUUAGAUGUAUUAUCUGCCUUGUAAGGUGAGGAAAUAGGCCUAGGGGGGGGGGUCAGAGCCACUAAGUGGUGGAGAGGGAUUCAAACUGGGGUCUGUGGGACUCUAGAGUCAGCAUACCUGAGCUAUGGCCUGUCACAUCAUCCCAGAGAUGUUUGCUGAGUGCCUUUCUGUAAAGAGAACUCCAGAGACCAGCCCAGAGACCAGCUAGGUCCAUGGGCUGCUAAAGAUGGAACCCUGCAUCUUCCUCAUGGCCUGAGGCCAUCCCCAAUGCCCCACCCCUGCUGCUCUAGGGGGCUAUGCAGUGCUCGGGAGUGGUCCCUUGCAGGUGGCAGCAGGCUCUGGUGAGGCCAGCUGAGAGUGCAAACAUCAGGAAGGGACUUGGAAGGGAUGGCAGCAGCACCAUUCACUGAUGCCUGCCCUACGCCUGGCUCCACCCAGACACUGAGAGUGGCUCACAGCCCUACAUGGGAGAAAGACACCUUCACGUAUUCACAGCCCAACCCAACUCAUACCCUGGGGGAACAGUGAUGGAGGGUCCUGGGGCAGCUCAGAGUCUUCCCAGGGGACACAUCACUGGUGUUAGUUCUUAGAGAAGUUGCUAACUGCACAAGAGAGGGAGAGGGCUUCCAGGCAGAAGGAACAGCAUGUGCAAAGGCCUGGAGAGAGGAACUUCUAGACAGACCUGUAUGACUGGGGUGUGGGUGCUGGAAGAGAGACAGGGUCAAGCCCUGAACACCCUAGAACAGCAAGCCGAAGAGCUGGGAUGUGCCCCGCUGCUGCUGGCCCACCAUGGCCUGUGGCUCUGGACGAGAUACAGGGCCUGUCAGCCCCGCCUGUGCCAGGGCAGCAAGAGCUCCACAAAGUCCUGGCCAACGCCUGCAAGUCACAGUUCCUCCUGGGCCACAGAUUCCCCUUCUGUGAAGUGGGUGUCCGGUGCUCAGAGCCAGGACUGGCACCAUGGCCCGGAGCAGGGCACUGCUGUUCCUGUUGCUGUUGCCAUCGCAGCUGCAGCUGGGACCGGUGAGCACGGUGAGGUCUCCGGGGUUUGGCCGAGGUGGUGCCCAUAGCCUGAGCCCUGAAGAGAACGAAUUCAUGGAGGAGCCAGUGUUGGUCCUGAGCCCUGAGGAGCCAGGGCCUGGCCCGGCCACCAUCAACUGCCCCCGAGACUGUGCCUGCUCCCAAGAAGGUGUUGUGGACUGUGGUGGCAUUGACCUGCGUGAGUUCCCGGGGGACCUGCCUGAGCACACCAACCAUCUGUCUCUGCAGAACAACCAGUUGGAGAAGAUCUACCCCCAGGAGCUCUCCAGAUUGCAUCGACUGGAAACUCUGAACCUCCAGAACAACCGUCUGACUUCCCGAGGGCUCCCGGAGGAGGCGUUUGAGCAUCUGACCAACCUCAACUACCUGUACUUGGCCAAUAACAAGCUGACGUUGGCACCCCGGUUCCUGCCAAACACCCUGAUCAGCGUGGACUUCGCUGCCAACUAUCUCACCAAGAUUUACGGGCUCACUUUUGGCCAGAAGCCAAACUUGAGGUCCGUGUACCUGCACAACAACAAGCUGGCGGAUGCCGGGCUGCCGGACAACAUGUUCAACGGCUCCAGCAACGUCGAGAUCCUCAUUCUGUCCAGCAACUUCCUGCGCCACGUGCCCAAGCACCUGCCACCUGCCCUCUAUAAGCUGCACCUCAAGAACAACAAGCUGGAGAAGAUCCCACCAGGUGCCUUCAGUGAGCUGAGCAAUCUGCGUGAACUGUACCUGCAGAACAAUUACCUGACUGACGAGGGUCUGGACAACGAAACCUUCUGGAAGCUGUCCAGCCUGGAGUACCUCGAUCUGUCCAGCAACAACCUGUCGCGGGUCCCGGCAGGGCUGCCGCGCAGCCUCGUGCUCCUGCACCUGGAGAAGAACGCCAUCCGGAGCGUGGACGCAGACGUGCUGACGCCCAUCCGCAGCCUCGAGUACCUGCUGCUGCACAGCAACCAGCUGCACGCGCGCGGCAUCCACCCGCGGGCCUUCCAGGGCCUUAAGCGGCUGCACACGGUGCACCUGUACAACAACGCUCUAGAGCGCGUGCCCAGCGGCCUGCCCCGGCGCGUGCGCACUCUCAUGAUCCUGCACAACCAGAUCACCGGCAUUGGCCGCGACGACUUCGCCACCACCUACUUCCUGGAGGAGCUCAACCUCAGCUACAACCGCAUCACCAGCCCACAGGUGCACCGAGAUGCCUUCCGCAAGCUGCGCCUGCUGCGCUCGCUGGACCUGUCCGGUAACCGGCUGCACACCUUGCCACCCGGGCUGCCGCGCAACGUGCACGUGCUGAAGGUCAAGCGCAAUGAACUGGCAGCCCUGGCGCGCGGAGCGCUGGCCGGCAUGGCCCAGCUGCGCGAGCUCUACCUCACCGGCAACCGGCUGCGCAGCCGCGCCCUGGGCCCCCGCUCCUGGGCCGACCUUGCCCACCUCCAGGUAAGGGGGAGGGGAGAGCGGCUGGGUCAUGCCCGCGUGAGGUGCUACUGGGAUGGCUGCCCGAGCCCACCCAUCUUCUGGGCCCAGCUGCUGGACAUCGCUGGGAAUCAGCUCACAGAGAUCCCUGAGGGGCUCCCUGAGUCACUCGAGUACCUGUACCUGCAGAACAACAAGAUUAGCACUGUGCCUGCCAAUGCCUUCGACUCCACGCCCAACCUCAAAGGCAUCUUUCUCAGGUUUAACAAGCUGGCCGUGGGCUCCGUGGUGGAAAGUGCCUUCCGGAGGCUGAAGCACCUGCAGGUCUUGGACAUAGAAGGCAACUUUGAGUUUGGUGACGUUUCCAAGGACCGGGGCCAGUUGGAGGAAGAGGAUGAGGAAGACGAGGAGGAGGAGGAUGAGGAGGAUGAGGAAAGGCGAUAGUGACGGGGUGAACCGGAUUUGACAUAGGACACCGGACCGCCAGACCCCUUUCUGCAGCACGUACCUGUGCCCUGUGAGCCCCACUCUGCCAUGCUCACAGACACACCGAGUGCCACCCUCACCAGCCACCCUGCACCCCACUGCCACAACACAGGCUGAACACACAGUCUCCCAUUCCCCCUUGUUCCUGUAGUGCCCCACGGCCAGACACGUGCAGGCAACAUGACACAGUCACACACUGCUGGCUGCACGGAGCAAGCCCACCAUACAGUUCCCCUCUCCAUCCCACGCCCUCCAUUGCCAUGCCCUUGGACUCCUGCAGACUCAGGGAAGGGUCUGACCCUGCCCUGGCACUCACGGGCGCCUGCUCCCUUCACCUUGGACCCGCAUGUGCACGCGUGCGUGCGCACACACACACACACACACACACACACACACACGAGUCCCAUGAAAACAGCCCUCUAUGGCCUAUGCCACCGACAUAUCUUGCCCCAGCCAGAACUGGCCAGAACAGCUUGCCACCUGCUCAUCCGUCUGUUCGUCCGUCCACUGGAGAAGACAGAGUUAUCUUGGUGCUCUCUGUGGCCAGGUGUCUGCCACCCUCUGGAACUCACAGAAGCUGACUUUUGUUCCUUUUCUUCCCUUUGGGGACAGGAACCUUUGGGACUGCUGCCCUGGCCUGCCUGCCCUGACUCCCAGCUGCCCAGGCAGCCACUCCCUGCCAGGCCCUGUCUCCCAUCAGGCAUGUCUGUGAUGGGAAACCCCAUUGAGGCCAGAGGGAAAGUCUCCUGGGGUUGCUGGGGCCUUGGGCAGAAGUCAGGCGGAAGAGCAGUGCCAGGCAAGGAGGAAGGGCCCAGCAGCCCUGAUGACAUACCUUUUUUAUUCUUUGGGCCUGUGGGAUGUUCUGGGUGCCUUGGGUUUUUAAAUUCUUUUUUAAGAAAAAAAAAAUGAUAAAAAACAAAACUGAUUUUUCUUGUUAUAGAAAAACUAAUAUAAAAGCAUUACCCCUUUCUGGCAGCCUA
Felis catus (domestic cat) is the source of this 7714-nucleotide messenger RNA. It is a transcript of the gene PODN, whose product is annotated as podocan. The coding region runs from base 4764 to 6692 and encodes 642 amino acids. The record is from RefSeq and is a predicted model, not a curated record. The transcript is spliced from 11 exons. Gene Ontology annotation, molecular function: protein binding. Lineage: Eukaryota; Metazoa; Chordata; Mammalia; Carnivora; Felidae.